This is a messenger RNA of Nyctereutes procyonoides (raccoon dog), 1029 nucleotides long. Its product is annotated as 60S ribosomal protein L7-like 1. Gene Ontology annotation, cellular component: cytosolic large ribosomal subunit. Gene Ontology annotation, biological process: maturation of LSU-rRNA from tricistronic rRNA transcript (SSU-rRNA, 5.8S rRNA, LSU-rRNA). The record is from RefSeq and is a predicted model, not a curated record. The transcript has a single exon. NCBI's taxonomy places the organism in Eukaryota, Metazoa, Chordata, Mammalia, Carnivora, Canidae. The coding region runs from base 124 to 894 and encodes 256 amino acids. Gene Ontology annotation, molecular function: structural constituent of ribosome; RNA binding.
UCCCUUGUAAGUUAGGAUUUUCUUUCUGCUUGCCUGCAGUGUUGAGUAUUUGGACCUUAUCCAAUGUUGGCAAGUUCUAAGUAGGUGCGCUUGGGUUUGCUUGUUAAGAGGCUAGAUUCUGGCAUGAGCAGUAGCCGCUGCUCGGGAAACAUGGCGGAGCAAGUGCAAAGAAAAAAGAUCCCUUUGGUUCCAGAAAAUCUCCUGAAAAAGAGGAAGGCUUAUCAGGCCCUUAAAGCCACUCAAGCAAAGCAGGCGCUUUUGGACAAGAAGGAGCAGAAUAAAGGGAAAAAGCUCAAGUUUAAGCGACUGGAGUGGUUCCUACAUGAUUCCUGGCGGCAGCAGCGUGACAGGGUGCGCCUCACACGCCUGGAAGUGAAACCUCAUGGCUUAGAAGUGCCAGAUAAACAUUCCUUGGCCUUCAUUGUACGCAUCCAAAGGAUUAAUGGGGUGAGUUCACUGGUACAGAGGACCAUUGCAAGGCUGUGCCUGAAGAAGAUCUUCAGUGGUGUCUUUUUCAGAGUAACCCCCCAGACCAUGAAGACACUGCGGAUAGUGGAACCUUAUGUGACCUGGGGAUUUCCAAAUCUGAAGUCUGUCCGGGAACUCAUCUUGAAACGUGGACAAGCCAAGGUCAAGAAUAAAACCAUCCCUUUGACGGACAACACAGUGAUUGAGGAGCAUCUGGGGAAGUAUGGUGUUAUUUGCUUGCAAGACCUCAUUCAUGAAAUUGCCUUUCCGGGGAAGAAUUUCCAGGCCAUCUCUGCGUUCUUACGUCCUUUCCACCUCUCAAUGGCCCGACAUGCUACCAAGAACAGAGUGGGCUUCCUCAAGGAGGUGGGCUUACCUGGCUAUCGAGGUGAACGCAUCAAUCAGCUCAUUCGGCAGCUAAAUUAAACCCAGAAUAUCUGGAAGCACAGUGCAUUGGUGGCAUGUGUUUUGUCUUCUGGAAUUGUUACCAGUAUCUUCAAAGAAGAUUAUUUUCUGCUAUAUCUUCAGAAACCAGAGAGAGGGUCAAGGACAAGAUGAUGA